Xyrauchen texanus (razorback sucker) is the source of this 6804-nucleotide messenger RNA. Its product is annotated as sodium-dependent multivitamin transporter-like. Gene Ontology annotation, cellular component: membrane. The coding region runs from base 193 to 2070 and encodes 625 amino acids. The transcript is spliced from 16 exons. Gene Ontology annotation, molecular function: sodium-dependent multivitamin transmembrane transporter activity. Gene Ontology annotation, biological process: biotin transport; pantothenate transmembrane transport; sodium ion transport. The record is from RefSeq and is a predicted model, not a curated record. NCBI's taxonomy places the organism in Eukaryota, Metazoa, Chordata, Actinopteri, Cypriniformes, Catostomidae.
GGCAACCACUUCUGAUGUCAAGGAGAGAAGGGGUGGUCUGAAUUGAAUUGUAAGGACAGACUGAAGGCUUUGACAAUUCAGCUCUCAUUAUUCAACGGAUGAACUCUGACCAAGAGUCCUUUUAUGAUGACUAAAUGGACAACUCUUCACUGACCCUUGACUGAUCCUACAGCCCCCCCACCCCACAGCAUCAUGGGGGACAUAGUCCAGAUGCGAUUCAGUACUGUGGAUUACGUGAUUUUCGUUGUGCUGCUAGUAGCCUCUGCUGGAAUCGGGCUUUACUACGCCUUCUCAGGAGGUUGCCAGAGGACCACACAAGAGUUCCUGCUGGCCGACCGCAGCAUGCGCUGCCUUCCCGUGUCCCUUUCGCUGCUGGCCACAUUUCAGUCAGCUGUGGCCAUCCUGGGUGCCCCUUCUGAGAUUUACACACAUGGCACUCAGUAUUGGUUCCUUGGCUGCUCUUACUUUUUGGGCUUGCUCAUACCUGCACACAUUUUUAUUCCAGUUUUCUAUAGGCUCCGCCUCAGCAGCGCAUAUCAGUAUCUGGAGCUUCGCUUUAGUAAAAGUGUUCGGAUUUGUGGCACUUUGACCUUCAUCUUUCAGAUGGUGAUCUAUAUGGGAGUGGUUCUCUAUGCCCCAGCGCUUGCACUGAAUGCAGUAACUGGUUUUGACCUUUGGGGGGCAGUGCUGGCUAUGGGAUUGGUGUGCACGCUUUAUACAGCACUGGGUGGUCUGAAAGCAGUAAUCUGGACCGAUGUGUUCCAGACAAUUGUGAUGUUUGCUGGGCAGCUAGCUGUGAUCAUUGUGGGUACACACCAGGCAGGUGGCAUCGCUGAAGUAUGGAGGAAAGCACAAAAUGGCAGCCGUAUCUCAGGCCUUGACCUGAACCCUGACCCUUUGGAGAGGCACACAUUCUGGACUCUGGGAGUGGGGGGUGUAUUUCUCAUGCUGGCCCUAUAUGGGGUGAAUCAGGCACAGGUCCAGAGAUACCUCAGCUCCCGCACAGAGAAAGAGGCCAUUAUGUCUUGCUAUGCAGUGUUUCCAUGCCAACAGAUCGUGCUUGCGUUGGGGUGUUUAAUGGGUCUGGUUAUGUAUGCUCGCUAUGGGGAAGAGAGCCCCCUUGAUCAAGGCUAUGUCACAACGAAUGACCAGAUGGUAUUGUACUUCGUGAUGGAUGUGUUGAGAGAUCUGCCUGGCUUGCCAGGAUUGUUUGUCGCCUGCCUGUUUAGUGGAGCUCUCAGCACAAUCUCAUCUGCCUUCAACUCCCUGGCAACGGUUACCAUGGAGGACCUGAUAAAACCUCAUGUCCCAGUCAUGACUGAGGCCCGAGCCACCCUGCUCUCUAAACUCUUGGCUCUUGCCUAUGGGCUUGUGUGUCUGGCUAUGGCAUACAUAGCCUCUCUAAUGGGCUCUGUGCUGCAGGCAGCACUCAGUAUAUUUGGGAUGGUGGGGGGCCCUCUUCUUGGCGUUUUCUGUCUUGGGAUGUUUUUCCCUUGUGCCAAUUCCACUGGGGCGCUGGUUGGGCUGGCAGCAGGGCUGGUCAUGGCUUUCUGGAUCGGUAUCGGCAGCUUUGUUUCAAAAAUGUCUGCAUCUGUGCCACCUAUAAUGAAUGCCACUGUCAUGCCUGAUGUGGUAAACAUGACAACAGCUGUCAUGACAACAAUCAUCACAAGUAAACCCAGGCCAUCUGGAGUUCAGGCUAUAUAUUCAUUAUCAUACAUGUGGUACAGUGCUCACAACUCUGCUACUGUUGUGGUGGUGGGACUACUGGUCAGCUUCCUCACUGGGCCCAUGAAGGAGGAGGAGUUGAACCCAGGCACAAUUUACCCUGUACUGGGCAAUCUGCUAUUUUUUCUGCCCCAACGCUACAGGGAGAAAUUAUGCUGUGUUAAGCCAUUGGAUGACAAGUCCAAAGUUCUAGAUCAACAGCCAUACCAGAUGGCUCAGAAAGAGAGCAAUGGUGUUGCCUGCCUAAAAGAGGAAGACAAGCUCAGGGAAGAGGAUGGAGAACAGAUAACCACCCAGCCUACAUGUAACCUGGCCCAUAUGGUGCAGGAAACAGCCUUGUGAAAGCUGCCACACUGCAUCACUGUGCACAAUACUAAAGGGUCACUUAGGAACACGUCAGUUAUAGUGCCAAAUUGGCAUGCUAAUUUUCAACUUCAUUGUUCCCUCAUACUGAAUUGGGUUUGAUAGAUUUAGAACCCUAAGUCCAUAAGUAGUUGUGUGUAUUGUGAUGUCGUAAAAGGGCCCUCUACAAUAUUUUUAUGCUGUGCCCCAAACUGCCAAUGGUGGAGGUAAUAGAUGUCUUGUUUAUAUGUGGUACUUUAUGAUGUCAUGCCUGAUGUCUUGAAAUGUUGCAUAAUAUUUGGGAUUCUGUGAAGUGAAUUAAAAUGUGCUAGGAGAUGAGGUUGCUCGGACAUGACCAUACCCAAGCAGUUGUUUAAUCUACACUUUUAAACCAGUUUACAUGGCACAAUUUUAAUCUCAAGAGCACAUGAAUACCCAAUAUUUGAAUACUGUUGGGUCAUGAUUAGUGGUCAACCGAUUUUGUUUUAUGCUGAUAUCCAGACAGCAGGGUGGCCAAUGGCUGAUACAAUGGCAGUGUAAUUUAAUGAUAGCAAAUAUGAUAUAAACAAAAUUGGUGAAUGUAACACUUAUUUUUCUCAAUAUUUUUUCAAAAUGUGCACUAUCCAUUGGCAAGGCUGUCUGUAGAUUUUGGAUAUGACACUAGGCGGAAUGACCACUUCUGUUAAAUGACAGCUCACCCAAAAAUACAAUUCUCAUAAUUUUCUCACUCCCAUGCCAUCCCAGAUGUGUGUGUCUUUCGUCUGCUGAACACAGAGUUUUAGAAGAAUUUUUCUGCUCUGUAGGUCCAAUGUAAGUGAAUGGUGGCUUUGAAGGUCCAAAAAGCAUACAAAGUAGGCGUAAAAUUAAUCUAAACUAAUUCAGUGUUUAAAUCCAGAGAAACAGAUCAAUAUUUAAUUUUUACUAUAAAUCUCCACUUUCACAAUUUUUCCUCUUGUUUUUUGGUGAUUCGCUUUCUUUGUGCAUGUUGUCACCUACUGGGCAGGGAGGACGAUUUAUUUAUAUAUAUAUAUAUAUAUAUAUAUAUAUAUAUAUAUAAGGACUUCUCUCAAAUAUUUAUCUGUUUCUUUCCCACACCUAUAAUAUCCCUUCUGAAUACAUGGAUUUAACCUACUGACGUCAUAAGGAUUACGUUUAUGCCGCCUUUAUAUGAAUUUUGGACCUUCAAAGUUUCGGACCCCAUUCACUUGCAUUUUAUGGACCUACAGAGCUGAGAUAUUCUUCUACAAAUCUUAAUUUGUGUUCAGCAGAAGAAAGAAAGUCAUACACAUCUGGGAUGGCAUGAGGGUGAUUAAAUGAUGAAAAAAUGUUCAUUUUUGGGUGAACUAUCCCUUUUACUCGGCCAAUCAGCACAGAUAAUUGCCCGAUAUUAUCGAAUUAAUUGGCCUGACCAAUAUAUCGGUCUGUCACCAUUCAACAAAAGCACUCUUACUGUCAGGUUUGUGAUGGGUGGUUUACGUCAGGAUAGACCAUAGUUUGCACAAUUACUCAAAGUUUGACAGAGUAGUCAUUUAAUGUCAGUACCAUUCAAGGUAUGUUUGGGGUUUUUCUCUCCCAAAGAGUUUAUUUCGUCCAAAGUUCAUAACCAUUAGCCUUUCAUUUGUAUGCCUUUUGAAAGUGCAAUGGUUAAUGUGUAUGUUCAAAAAACCAAGCUCAAGUUUACAGCACAUUUAGAAUUGCAAAUAUUUCAUAUGCAAUGUAGUAAACUUUCAGCUUGGCAUUCAUGAAGAGACCAUCUGCAAUGAAGAUAUGUCAUAAUUGUGAUAGAUGUGAGAUACUGUGUUUAAUCUAAUGCAUGUUGAAUCUUUAGUUCCCUCUCUCUCAGUGAACUCUCAUUGAAGCCCAUCGUUCGUGAUAAGUGCCUCCUCAUAUGAAUGUAUGAUGUUUGUAGUUUUGUGACUGGAGUCUUGCUUUAGUUUGCCAUUUUUAACUUAACCCAAAUGGAGCAUGGCCCCACUGAUAGGAUAGUUUUUAAGCAUCUUAAAUUAAUAUAAAAAAUCUGAUUCUAUUGAUGCUUUGUGGUUUAAAAGCCUGGCUAACUAUCCAUUUAUCAUCUGAAAAAAGCUUGAAAUUUGUCAGGAUAAAAUAUAAUUUUGGUGCAAAUGAUUAUGAAGGAAACAGUCAAACAAGAGUUUAUAAAGUACUACGUUUAAAAAUGUUCUUCAUGAUUUAGACAUGAUAAUUAAAUGUUAUAACGCCACUGUUGUAUUUGAAAUAAAUCUUAGAUGUAGAAUUAAGGAUGCUUGUUAUUACAGUAUCAAGAGUAGAGACUAAUUGCAUAGAAUGUAAACCCCUUUGGGAAGUUUCUGACUAUAGUUCUCAGUAUGACAAAUUUAAUGAGUCUUAAAUGCAUAUGGAUUGAUAUAGUUGCACUUGUUUUUGUAAUUUGAUUGAUUGUUUCUUCUUGUUGUUAUAAAUGUCAUUUGUUAUGUCUUUAAAACAUGCUUUGCUGUCUAUUCCAAAUUCAGAUCUCAGUAAGCCAUACCAUUUGUAGUUGCUAUAUUAGAAAUGAGUUGAAUUCCAGAGUCUUGUAUUGUGCCUGUGAAAGAAAUUAUAGCUUUCUCUUAACCAUCUCUAUCUCAAAAGCACAGACAGUCCGUUAUAUUUGCAGUUCAUGUCGUGCUUGCUUGUAAAAGUCGCUCAUUUGUUUAUAGUUUCUUUUUGUCUUUAUUGUGGGCAUUUGUCUCCAAACAAUAAUCUUACGUGUAACCAUGUUCAUUAUACGUCAAAGGGUUUUACCUCCUGUCACUUAACUAAAGAUUAUUCUAUAUUUUAUAUAGGUUCCAUGCCUUUUGGAAAUAUACCGACAGGGAUAAAGUGACUGAACAGCGACAGCUAUUUUGACUUAAACAGUAUUAGAUGCAAAACUGGAAAUUGGUUGGCUGGGGGAUCUUAGUAUUAUGGCAACAGUCUGCAAUGAAACAUACAAUUAUGAUAUUUUAAUAAUUUAUUUAAUGCUCAUCAAAUUCAAACUGAUUUUAGUUUUCUUAAAGGACUUUUCCGGGUUCAUUACAAGUUAAGCGCAAUCAUCAGAAUUUGUGGCAUAAUAUAGAUGAACACAACAUUUUAUUUUGACUUGCCCCUUAUUUUCUUUAAAAAGGCAAAAAUAUGGGUUUCUAGUGAGGCACUUAAAAUGGAAGUGAAUGGGGCCAAUCCGUAAACGUUAAAAUACUAAUUGUUUCAAUAGUAUAGCCACAAGACAUAAACUAUAUGCAUGUUAACAUGAUUUUAGUGUGAUAAAAUCGCUUGCUAACCUUUUUUGUAUAAAGUUUUAUGCAAUUUUAUGUCAGUGAUGAUGGAAUGUCAGCAUACUAAAAGCCUAAAACGACUGUAAAAACAAUAUGAUUUAAACAACUAUACAGCUCAAAUAAUACAUGAGUUUAAACAGAAGAAUUAAUGUAAGAGCUUUUAUAAAAUUAUAAGCUUCACAUUUCUGCCUUUUUAAACCCUCCAAAAACUGGCCCCAUUCACUUCCAUUGUAAGUGCCUCACUGUAACCUCAAUUUGUGCUUUUUUCUUCUUUUAUUUUUUUAAAGAAAAAAGGGACGAUUCAAUUAUUUAUUAAUCAGCAUUAUGCCACAAAUGCCGUCUAUUGAGCUUAACUUGUAUUGAACCUGGAAUAUUCCGUUAAAACACAAUGCCACUCAUUCUUAAUCCAUGCCAGUUCAAUUUGUAGAUUAAUAGCUUGAAAACCAUUUAUUUCUUGACUGAAAAUUAGAAGAAAAAAUAUAUAUUUUUGUGCUUGAUUUUGGUAACUUGAGCAUUCAGAUCAAAAAGGGUCCACUACAAAUAUAUAGUACAGAUCCACUUAUUCCAAAGCAAGUGUCUCUGUAAAUGUUUUAAAGACAUGUUUUCACCAGUAGUGUCCUACAUAUUUGUAAACUGGAUGAAUUGCAUGUUAAGCUGCCAUUUGUCACACCUGAAAUUACUUGAAUUAUGUGUGUAAAAAUGCUUUCUUAAAACACCUGAAUCUAUAAAGAUGUAGAGCACAUGCAUUUACAAACUGAAUCUUUCAUUCUAGAUUGUUCCGUUGAACAUUUACCUUUCUCCUAAGAGCAUAAUUUCCUUUGAGUGAUGAAAGAAGGAAAUCUAUUGCCACAGGCAGGGAUACAAUUAUUAUAAACUAUGCUGUCCUACAAUCUUAAGCUGUGUAACCCUGAGAGAAUCAACCGUAGGUGACCUAUAUGAAAGAGAGAGAAAAAACACUGAUCUUUACUGUGAGAAUUGUUUUCUAUGACAUUUUUAAAUACUCAUUUUAUAUGGAGAGUAAGCAUAACAUUUGUUAGUACAUUCAAAAUAAAUAUUUCUAUAGCAUAAUAUUUGUUUAUAUAAAUAUUAUGAGAAUAUUUAUUUUUGCAGAACGUUUCCUUGCUAUUUUAUUUUCCUAAAUAUGCAUUCCAGAAAUCCAUAAGCAAUGGAGUCUGACCAGCUUCAUUGCUUUGGUUGUGCCUUCACUCAGUGUCUCUUUAUUUGAUUGGUCAUGAAAGUUCUCACAAAGAACUUUCCAUUACAUGAAAAAGAGGCAGUCUUAUGGCCUGCAAGGCGUCUAUAGCGAUGAUACUUCUAUUAAUAUAGAUGAAUACUGAGGAACAUAGUGUACGUAGUCACACUAGCUGGCAUUGUACGUUGAAUCAUGAACACUAAUUUUUCCUCUUAAUAAAUUGUAUGUAAUGAGAAAGCAAUUCAUGUAUUUGUCUACAAAUAAAAGAAAAUUGUC